Saccostrea echinata is the source of this 1917-nucleotide messenger RNA. Its product is annotated as succinate--CoA ligase [ADP-forming] subunit beta, mitochondrial-like. Gene Ontology annotation, molecular function: ATP binding; succinate-CoA ligase (ADP-forming) activity. The transcript has 10 exons. The record is from RefSeq and is a predicted model, not a curated record. Gene Ontology annotation, cellular component: mitochondrion; succinate-CoA ligase complex. NCBI's taxonomy places the organism in Eukaryota, Metazoa, Mollusca, Bivalvia, Ostreida, Ostreidae. Bases 21 to 1379 code for a protein of 452 amino acids. Gene Ontology annotation, biological process: succinyl-CoA metabolic process; tricarboxylic acid cycle.
UUAGGAGCAACAGCAAAAACAUGGCGGCUGUUCUCUUUCGAAAAAGCAGACGGAUAGCGUCAAAACUGAGAUUUGAAAAUGUUUCUAAGGUGCUGGGCGUUUCUGGAGUUAAUCAUCAAGACAGACGUCACUUGUCCCUUCAUGAAUACCUAAGUUUUGGACUUCUGAAAGAGGCGAAAGUGCCAAUUCCCAGGUACAAGGUCUGUGACCAUACAGAGGAAGUGGAAAAAGCCGCCAUGGAUUUGUUGGAACAUACUGGAUCACCUGAUGUGGUCAUAAAGGCACAAGUACUCAGUGGAGGACGGGGUAAAGGUCAUUUCACCAGUGGUCUCAAAGGAGGAGUUAAAAUAUGUUUCUCAGCAGAGGAGGCAUCAGAUAUUGCAUCCAAGAUGCUUGGUUCUAAACUUAUCACUAAACAAGCUCCCAUGGGUAGGAUCUGCAAUCAAGUCAUGCUGUCAGAAAGACUGUACUCCAGGAGAGAGUUUUACUUUGCCAUUGCCAUGGAAAGGUCGUUUAUGGGACCUGUCAUGGUAGGAAGUUCACAAGGAGGAAUGAGUAUUGAGGAUGUGGCACAGGAAAACCCCUCAGCCAUCCUUAAAGAACCGGUGGACAUAUUUGCAGGAUUAACGAGACAGCAAGCAGUCAGCAUGGCCGGUGAAUUGGGCUUCAGUCCAGCAUGUAUAGAUCAGGCAGCAGAUAUAUUUUUGACACUCUACCAUGAUAUUUUCAUCAAGUAUGAUGCAACUCUGAUAGAAAUUAAUCCAAUGUCAGAAUCUAAUGAUGGCACAGUUUACUGCAUGGACUGUAAAAUCAACAUAGAUGACAACUCAUCCUUUAGACAAAAACAGAUUUUCCAACUCCGUGAUUGGUCACAAGAAGACCCCCGGGAGCAGAGAGCAGCCCAGGCUGACCUAAAUUACAUUGGCUUGGAUGGAAACAUUGGUUGUCUAGUAAACGGGGCUGGACUUGCCAUGGCCACUAUGGACAUUAUCAAAUUACAUGGUGGAAGUCCAGCCAACUUCCUUGAUGUGGGGGGUGGAGCUACAGCCAAACAAGUCAUGGAGGCAUUCAGACUCAUUACAUCAGAUCCUAAUGUACAAGCAAUUUUGGUAAAUAUUUUUGGAGGCAUAAUGCGCUGUGAUAUUAUAGCUCAAGGCAUCAUUGCUGCUGCAGAGGAGCUUCAUCUAAAAAUACCAAUCAUGGUGCGACUUCAAGGAACAAAGGUAGAAGAUGCCAAAGCACUGAUGGCGGCCAGUGAUUUAAAGAUAAUGGCUGAUGAUAACUUAGACGCUGCCGCUGCUACUGUGGUUCGACUGGCUAGGAUCGUUGGUCUUGCAAAAGAAGCUAACAUUGGUGUGAACUUUGAAUUGCCCCUUUAGAAUUACCUCGUUUCAGCUUUUUAAGUUGCUUUUAUGUAUGGGAGAAAACAUGAUUAAUGAACUACUGAUCCAAGAUUUAUAUCUUACAUGACACGUACACACAGGCUGGUAGGUGAUGCGUGUAGAAUUACAUUUUGCUUGGAAACUGAUAUUUAAACAGUCAUAAUAAGUUUUGGUUGAAAGUUAUAAUAAUACAGAAUCUCUGCUUUCUGAAAGCAUUAUUUGAAAUGUAAAUUAGAAUUUGUCAUACAAAUGAACAAUAUUUAUGAUUCACCUUAAAUCAUUUUGUCAAGAUUUUUUUUUAUCAAGUUUAUUUAAAAAAUAAAGACAUGCAAACCAGGCUUAAAUUGCAGUCUUUUGAAUUAGAACACACCACUUGUUGCAUGCUGCAGUCAUUCUUCUGAAGUUAAUGUGAUCUCCAAAGAACUUCAUAGGACAUGUUUUUGUUAUUUAUUAAUGUAUGCAAUGAUUUAUCUUGAAAUGUGUUGCAUAUUUUAUAUGAUAAGUUUAUGUAAUAAUAAAAUAACAUAACUUUAAA